Setaria italica (foxtail millet) is the source of this 1386-nucleotide messenger RNA. RefSeq lists its product as uncharacterized. The transcript has a single exon. The record is from RefSeq and is a predicted model, not a curated record. The coding region runs from base 1 to 1386 and encodes 461 amino acids. NCBI's taxonomy places the organism in Eukaryota, Viridiplantae, Streptophyta, Magnoliopsida, Poales, Poaceae.
AUGGCACUCUCAAAGAUGCUCAACCGAAGGUUUGAUGGGUUCAAGCUCUCUAAGGCAGAGCUUCAGAAAACCCAUGACUUCGUCUUCAAAGGCCUUCUCGCCGGGGACGAGCCACAUCUGCGGGCCUUCAGGGUUAUUGAGGAGGAGCUUGUUUUUGUCCAUGACAUGUAUUACACAAGGUACUCUUACCUUUACCAAAAGGGUAAAUACCUGGCUCUCUGUCUGCCUGUCAUCAUGAUUGCCCUAUGCUCGUGGCUCACAGUAGCCUGCCUGGACGUCAAGUAUCAGGACGACCGUUAUCGCAGUAAUCAUGGCAAGCGCAGUCUGAUGUCUGAAACCAUAGUCAUAAUGGUUGUCUUGGCAUUCCUGGAGGUAUACCAGCUGUACCUGUACAUAGCCUCAGGUUGGUUUAAGGUGGCACUGAUACGGAGCUACGUCGCCGCACCUUAUUUCCAAACAAGCUGUUUCUCCGAGAUGAUCAUACGUCUUCUCUUGAUAUGGAAGGCGUUUCGCCCAUGGAAGGGCAGACUUGGGCAGUACUGUUUCCUGGAAAAUCUUGGCCGCAGAAGUAAGCUUAUGAGUUGUCUCCAUUAUGGUACACUGGGCUUGCUGGACAAGGCCAUGAAGGGAAGGAAGAAUUCAGUGAAGCUGUCCGAAGAUGUGAAGAAAGCCAUCAUUGAUUCCCUACUAGAAAGCAAUGGAGUCCUGACGAACGGCGUAACAUCGCUGCAAAAGAAUGGCGUCCAUGAUGACCUCAAAUGGCCAUGCGAUGCCACGGCUACUGACGGAGCGGUGGCUCGCACCAUUGUGGUCUGGCACAUUGCUACAACCCUGUGCGAGCAGAAGCUGGAUAAACAAGCCAAAGAAGAAGACGCUGUCAAAACAGCCUCCACUUUAUCCAAGUACUGCAUGCAUCUCCUUGCUUUUGCACCUAACCUCUUGCCCGACCACAGCUCCAUAUCGGAAUCCAUACUUGAUCAGUCAAUCGAUGAAGCAAGCAAGUUACUCAAAGAGGGCAAGAACAAGAAGAUCAAGGGCAAGGACAAGAAGAUCAAGGGCAAGAACAAGAAGAUUUUGGGAAGGUGUGAGAUACUAAUGGAAACUACUAAUACCGAUGGUUGUGUUGAUGAUGAAACAAGGCUUGUUGCGCAGGGCGUUCACCUUGCAAGGCAACUGAUUGAUAACAUACAAGACUCCACAACAAGGUGGAAGGUGCUAUCUGAUUUCUGGGCGGAGAUGAUGCUGUAUGUCUCGCCAUCCGAUGAUGCUCGGGACCACCUGGAAGUUCUUGCAAAAGGAGGGGAAUUCAUCACGCACCUUUGGGCGCUGCUCACGCAUGCCGGUGUGCUGAAGAGAGGCCCUACAGAGCCAAUAGAUGCUGUCUGA